ACAAUUUUCAUUUUCACAUGCCUAAAUUAUUAAAUUUUAAUUUAUAAUCUAAUAUACGAUUUAAUUAAAUAAAAUAUUAUGGAAAACGCAAACUCUUCUAAUAUUUCCAGCUGUAUUUGUAAGGUUGAUAAAGAUACUGUCUACAACGAGAUAUCUGACAUAACAAAUCAAAUUAAAAAAUUUCUACCUCCAAAUUAUAUUCCGACUGUUGGAAUCAUCACUGGGACAGGACUUGAUACCAUAACUUCUCAAUUAACAGACAGUGUGACUAUUCCUUACCAAAAUAUAAAGGGUCUUAAAUAUAGCAAAGUUAAGGGUCAUUCUAAUAUGAUAAUGGCAGGAAAAAUAGGCACCCAUAAUGUAAUGUGUUUCGUAGGACGAUGUCACUUUUAUGAAGGAUAUCCCAUGUAUGUGGUUACAAUGCCGGUUAGAAUAAUGAAACUACUUGGCGUUAAAUAUUUAUUCGUGACAAAUGUUUGUGGCGGAGUAAAUCCGACUUAUAAUGUGGGAGAUAUAGUCGUUAUCAAAGAUCACGUCAAUUUAGUCGGUAUAGCUGGACACAAUCCACUAGUAGGAGAAAAUGAUGACCGAUGGGGAACUAGAUUUCCGCAUUUGUUCAAUGCUUACGAUUUUGACCUUCGGGUGAAAGCGGCAAAGGUGUGCAAAAAAUUAAAUAUCCCAUAUAAAGAAGGUGUUUUUUGCAUGAACACUGGACCUACUUAUCAAGCUAAAGCGGAAGGGCGUAUGCUUCUUCGCGUAGGAAUAGAUUUAGUAGGUAUGAGCACUAUACCCGAAGUCACGGUGGCAGUUCAUUGUAAUAUAAAAGCUUGCGCUUUUAGUUUGGUAGGUUCAGCAAUUAGAUAUGAUGAAUUCUCUUAUGAAAUAAUAAAAGAUGACCCAAACGAUAUAGAAAACAAAAGUAAUGGGCCUUCAAAAGAUACAAAUUACGAGUAUAAAGUGACAAAAACUGAUGGCUCUAUAUACCAUGACAACGUCAUAAAUUUAGGUAAAAAAGGUGGUGAAUUGAUGGGACAAAUUAUUAAUGAUUUAAUUAUGAGCCUGGAUUGAUAUAUAUGUUUUAAAUCAAUGUAUAUUAUUUGAUGAAUAUCAACCAUUGUACUUUUAUAAUAAAUAAUAUAAGAAUAAAUUUAUAAAUAAAGUUAAGGUUCCUGGC
This is a messenger RNA of Gordionus sp. m RMFG-2023, 1174 nucleotides long. Its product is annotated as purine nucleoside phosphorylase 1-like. Gene Ontology annotation, biological process: nucleoside metabolic process. Gene Ontology annotation, molecular function: purine-nucleoside phosphorylase activity. Gene Ontology annotation, cellular component: cytoplasm. The record is from RefSeq and is a predicted model, not a curated record. NCBI's taxonomy places the organism in Eukaryota, Metazoa, Nematomorpha, Gordioida, Chordodea, Parachordodidae. The coding region runs from base 79 to 1068 and encodes 329 amino acids. The transcript is spliced from 7 exons.